ACCAGCUUUCAGAGAGCAGCAGGCUCUGUUUACACAGCCGUCCGACAGCAGCCGGUUCUCCUGCUGUGCUGAAAACAAGGUGUGUGUGAGGCUGAAUACGCUCAAAGUUAGGAGGAACCGCAGAGCCAGUGUGUGUUAGUGUGAAUGUGAAGAGAACCUGUGCUGCCCUAAAGGUUUCUACUUUGCUGAGAGGAGUGUGGCAAAGACUUCAGAACAGGAGGGGAAAAGAAGAGAACAUUUUGUUCUUAGUAAAUACAACUUCUCCACCCUUGCACAUACUACUGCUUUUUCAGUAAAGAAGUGAGAGGGGGAAGAAAAGAAAGGAGGAAUCAUUUUUUGAAAGUGGAAGACAGGAUGGCGUGCUCUGCCUUUACACUCUGGUAGAGAAGAAGGACUGGGAUUUGAGGGGGGAAAACUGUCCAUAAAAAGCUUGUUUGGGAUUUUACAGAAUUUUCUUCAACUGAAACCUAUAGAUUAUUGAGUAGAAUCUACGGGUAGAUAGCUACCUCCUGUCCUGGGGACAGCCCUGCUGGCCUUGUGCUAUGCUGGAGAGCCCACUUGCCCAGACACACUGCAGAGCACCAUACCUGAGGAGGUGAUUUAGGCUGAGAGGGAGAGCUCCAACAUGGAGCUGGACCACCAGAGAGCAAAGGAGCCCUGUCUCUCCCCGGCAGCGUUUGUUAACCAGGUGCAGUACUCCAACAUCCUGGAGGGGAGGUUUAAACAGCUGCAAGAUGAGCGUGAAGCGGUGCAGAAGAAGACCUUUACUAAGUGGGUGAACUCUCACCUGGGCCGUGUGACAUGCCGCAUCGGGGACCUGUACACUGACCUGAGAGAUGGACGCAUGCUCAUCCGCCUGCUGGAGGUGCUGUCAGGAGAACAGCUGCCGAAGCCCACUAAGGGGCGUAUGCGUAUCCACUGCCUGGAGAACGUGGACAAGGCCCUGCAGUUCCUCAAGGAGCAGAAGGUCCACCUGGAGAACAUGGGCUCCCACGACAUCGUGGACGGGAACCACCGCCUCACCCUGGGUCUCAUCUGGACCAUCAUCCUCCGCUUCCAGAUCCAGGACAUCAGUGUGGAGACUGAGGGUAACAAGGAGAGGAAGUCAGCCAAGGAGGCUCUGCUGCUCUGGUGCCAGAUGAAGACCGCUGGGUACCCCAACGUCAACGUUCACAACUUUACCACCAGCUGGAGAGAUGGCUUGGCGUUCAACGCCAUCGUGCACAAACACAGACCGGACGUGAUUGAGUUUGACACCCUGAAGCGGUCCAACGCCCACUAUAACCUCCAGAAUGCCUUCAACACAGCAGAGAAUAAGCUAGGCCUCACCAAACUCCUCGACCCAGAAGAUGUCAACGUUGACCAGCCAGAUGAGAAGUCCAUCAUCACCUAUGUGGCCACCUACUACCACUACUUCUCCAAGAUGAAGGCCCUGGCUGUGGAGGGCAAGAGGGUUGGCAAGGUGCUGGACUAUGCCAUUGAGGCUGACCAGCUGGUAGGGAACUAUGAGAGCCUGGCUUCAGAGCUGCUGCAGUGGAUUGAGCAGACCAUCCUGACUCUGAAUGACCGGCAGCUGGCCAACUCCCUAAACGGUGUGCAGAACCAGCUGCAGGCCUUCAACACCUACCGCACAGUGGAGAAACCCCCAAAGUUCACAGAGAAAGGCAACCUGGAGGUGCUGCUGUUCACCAUUCAGAGCAAGAUGAGAGCCAACAACCAGAAGGUGUACAUUCCCAGGGAGGGAAAGCUCAUCUCUGACAUCAACAAGGCGUGGGAGCGUCUGGAGAAGGCAGAGCACGAGCGGGAGCUGGCGCUGAGGAACGAGCUGAUUCGACAGGAGAAGCUGGAGAUGCUUGCUGCUCGCUUCGACCGCAAGGCCGCCAUGAGGGAGACCUGGCUGAGCGAGAACCAGCGGCUCGUCUCUCAGGACAACUUUGGUGUUGACCUGGGAGCGGUGGAGGCCGCCACCCGUAAACACGAGGCCAUCGAGACGGACAUCGGGGCGUACGGGGAGCGGGUAGCGGCCGUGGAGGCGGUGGCCAGGGAGCUGGAGGCAGAGAACUACCAUGAUGUGCGUCGCGUGCUGGCGAGGAGGGACAACGUGCUGCGGCUGUGGGAGUACCUGAAGGACCUGUUAGCCGCUCGCAGGGAGAGACUCCACGCACACCGAGACCUGCAGAGACUGCUGGAGGAGAUGAGAUACAUCAUGGACUGGAUGGGAGAUAUGAAGGGUCGUCUGCAGUCCCAGGACAGUGGGAAGCAUCUGCAUGAUGUGGAGGACCUGCUGCAGACUCACAACCUGGUGGAGGCAGACAUCUCAGCCCAGGCAGAGAGGGUCCGCGGGGUCCAGAGAGCUGCUCAGCGCUUCACCUCCGACCAACAAGUCUACAAGCCGUGUGAGCCGGCGCUGGUGGGAGAGAAGGUGUCUCUGCUGGGCCGGGCCUAUGAGGAGCUGGGCCAGCUGGCUGGGGAGCGGAGGGAGCGCCUGGAGGCCUCACGGCGCCUCUGGCAGUUCCUGUGGGAGAUGGGAGAAGAGGCGGCCUGGAUCAGAGAGCAGGAGCAGAUCCUGUCAGGAGGAGACUGUGGCCGCGACCUCACCUCCGCCCUGCACCUCCUCAGUAAGCACGAGGCCUUCAGGGACGAGAUGGCAGCCCGCUACGGUCCUCUCGGCCACAGCAUUGCCGCCGGACAAACUCUGGUGGAGGAGGGACACUUUGGAGCCCCAGAGUGCACUGAGAGGAUCAGGGACGUACGUGCUCAGUGGGCACACCUGGAGGAGACAUCCCAGCUGAGGGAAGUGCAGCUGAAGGAGGCGGUGGCCCUGCACCAGUUCCAGACUGACGCCAAUGACAUGGAGGCCUGGAUCUUGGAGACGCUGCGCCAGGUGUCCAGCCAGGAGGUGGGCCACGACGAGUUCUCCACCCAGACCCUAGCCCGCAAGCAGAGGGAGGUGGAGGAGGAGAUCCAGAGCCACCGCACCCUCAUCGACUCCCUGCAUGAGCAGGCCCUCGGCCUGCCCCAGGUCCAUGCAAACGCCCCUCAGGUGGAGGGGCGUCUGCCUGCUAUUGAGCAGCGCUAUGAGGAGCUGGUGUCUCUGUCUGCAUCGCGGCGUCAGGCCCUGGAGGGGGCGCUGGCCCUCUACCGCAUGUACAGCGAGGCGGGCGCCUGCCAGCUGUGGGUGGGGGAGAAGGAACAGUGGCUGGACGGCAUAAUGAUCCCCACCAAACUGGAAGACCUGGAGGUGGUGCAGCAGAGGUUUGAGACCCUGGAGCCUGAGAUGAACAACCUGGGGACUCGUAUCUCUGAUGUCAACCAGGUGGCCCAGCAGCUCCUGGGAUCAGACAACCGCAGCAAAGAGCAGAUCCACCAGACACAAGACCAGCUUAACAACAGGUGGAAGGAGUUCCAGCGUCUGGCGGACCAGAGGAAACAGGCCCUGGAGUCGGCCCUCAACAUCCAGAACUACCACCUGGAGUGUAACGAAAUCCAGAGCUGGAUGAGAGAGAAGACCAAGGUGAUCGAGUCCACCGAGAGCCUGGGCAACGACCUGGCUGGUGUCAUGGCCCUGCAGCGCAAACUCACCGGCAUGGAGAGAGACCUGGAGGCCAUUCAGGGUAAGUUGGACGACCUGAGAAAUGAGGCAGAGAAGCUGGCUGAGGAGCACCCGGACCAGGCCGAGGAGAUCCAUGCCCACCUGGGGGGGAUCCAGGAAGUGUGGGAGGAGCUCAACGCCACCAUGAAGCGUCGUGAGGAGUCUCUGGGCGAAGCCAGUAAGCUGCAGGGAUUCCUCCGGGACCUGGAUGACUUCCAGUCCUGGCUGUCCCGCACGCAGACCGCCGUGGCGUCAGAGGACAUCCCCACCUCGCUGCCAGAGGCUGAGCGCCUGCUCUCCCAGCACGAGAGCAUCAAGAACGAAUGGGACAACUACAAGGAGGACUAUGAGAAGAUGCGGGCGGUGGGUGAUGAGGUGACUCAGGGCCAGACGGACGCCCAGUACAUGUUCCUGGCCCAGAGACUGCAGGCGCUGGACACCGGAUGGCAAGAUCUGCGCCGCAUGUGGGAGAACCGCCACAGCCUGUUGGCCCAAGCUUUCGACUUCCAGACCUUCCUGAGAGACGUCAAGCAGGCUGAGGGUUUCCUCAACAGCCAGGAGUAUGUACUGUCCCACACUGAGAUGCCAUCCAGCCUGCAGGGAGCAGAGGAGGCCAUCAAGAAGCACGAGGACUUCCUGACCACCAUGGAGGCCAGCGAGGAGAAGAUCACGGGCGUGGUGGAGGCUGGACGCCGUCUGGUCAACGACCUCAACGCCAACUCUGACAAGAUCCAGGAGAAGGCCGACUCCAUCCAGGAGAGACAUCAGAAGAAUAGGGAAGCUGCAAAUGAACUCCUCUCUAAACUGAAGGACAACCGUGAACUUCAGCACUUCCUGCAGGACGGACAGGAGCUGACUCUGUGGAUCAAUGAGAAGAUGCUGACAGCUCAGGACAUGUCGUAUGACGAGGCCAGGAACCUCCACAGCAAGUGGCAGAAACACCAGGCCUUCAUGGCUGAGCUGGCCUCCAACAAGGACUGGCUGGACAAGAUCGACAAGGAGGGCCAAGUGCUGGUGACAGAGAAGCCGGAGCUGCAGUCUGUUGUCCAACAGACUCUUGAAGGCCUGCAGAGCCAGUGGGAGGAGCUAGAGAGCACUACGCGCGCCAAGGCACAGUGCCUCUUCGAUGCCAACAGGGCAGAGCUUUUCACCCAGAGCUGCUCUGCCCUGGACAUUUGGCUGAAGAACCUGUCAGGACAGCUGCAGAGUGACGACUUCGGAAAGGAUCUGACAUCCGUCAACAUCCUGCUCAAUAAGCACCAGAUGCUGGAGCACCAGAUGGAGGUGCGUGAGAAAGAGGUGCAGUCGCUGCAGUCCCAGGCGCUGGCGCUGUCCCAGGACGAUGCUGGUGUGGCGGUGGUGGAGGUGGACAGCCAGCAGAGGAGAGUCACUGACAGCUUCUCCCAGCUCCAGGACCCCCUCAACCAGAGGAGGCAGCAACUGCUGGCAUCCAAGGAGGCCCACCAGUUCAACAGAGACCUGGAGGAUGAGAUUCUGUGGGUGAAGGAGAGGAUGCCCCUAGCCACCUCCACAGACCAUGGCAAGGACCUGCCCAGUGUACAGCUGCUCAUCAAGAAGAACCAGACUUUGCAGAAGGAGAUCCAGGGCCACCAGCCCCGUAUUGAUGACAUCCAGACCCACCGCAGGGGGAUGUCCCCAGGGAAGGAGGAGGUGGACGGGGAGUGGCAGUCUGCUCUGGAGCAACGUCUGGUGGAGCUCCGGGAGUCCUGGGCCCAGCUCAUCGCUGAGACAGAUGAGCGCCACGCCCGGCUAGUGGAAGCUAACCGCGCCCAGCAGUUCUACACCGACGCUGCCGAGGCCGAGGCCUGGAUGGGAGAGCAGGAGCUACACAUGAUGUCAGAGGACAAGGCCAAGGAUGAGCAGAGUGCUCUGGUGAUGGUGAAGAAGCACCAGACACUAGAACAGGCCCUGGAGGACUACGCCCAGCCCAUCCACCAGCUGGCCAACAGCAGCCGCACCAUGAUGACCAGCGAACACCCAGAGAGCGAGCGUAUCAACCUACGGCAAGCCCAGGUGGACAAGCUGUACGCAGGGCUGAAAGACCUGGCUGAGGAGCGUCGUGGGCGUCUCCAGGAGAGGCUGAGGCUGACCCAGCUGAAGAGAGAGGUGGACGACCUGGAGCAGUGGAUCGCUGAGAGGGAGGUGGUGGCUGGAUCCCAUGAGCUGGGACAGGACUAUGAACAUGUCACAAUGCUGCGGGACAAGUUCCGGGAGUUUGCUCGGGACACUAGCACCAUUGGCCAGGAGCGCGUGGACGCCGUUAACGGUCAGGCCGAUGACCUCAUCGAGUCGGGUCACCCUGAGAACGCCAGCGUGGCAGAGUGGAAGGACGGGCUGAACGAGGCGUGGGCCGACCUGCUGGAGCUGAUCGACACGCGCACCCAGAUGCUGGCCGCCUCCUACGAGCUGCACCGCUUCCACCAGGACGCCCGCGAGGCCAUGGGGAGGGUCCGGGAGAAGAAGGAGGCGCUGCCCUCUGACCUGGGCCGUGACCUCAACACCGUCCAGCACCUCCACCGACAGCACAAUGCCUAUGAGCACGACAUCCAGGCCCUCAGUGGACAGGUGAACCAGGUGCAGGACGACGCAGCACGGCUGCAGAAGGCCUACGCUGGGGAGAAGGCUGAGGAGAUCCACCGGAGUGAGCACUCUGUCACUGAGGCCUGGGAGGAUCUGCUGGGGGCCGGCCAGGCUCGCCGACACCUCCUGCUGGACACCGUGGAGAAGUUCCGCUUCUUCAACAUGGUGCGUGACCUCAUGCUGUGGAUGGACGGGGUCAACCUGCAGAUCGACGCCCACGACAGCCCCAGGGACGUGUCCUCAGCAGGGCUGGUCAUAGCCAACCAUCAGGACAUCAAGUCUGAGAUCGAGACCCGGGCAGACAGCUUCACAGCCUGCAAUGAGAUGGGACACUCUCUCAUCAACAACAACCACUAUGCAGCUGAUGAGAUCCGGGAGAAACUGGACCAGCUCCAAGGCAAGAGGGACGAGAUCAACAACAAAUGGCAGGACAAGAUGGACCACCUUCAGAUUGUUCUGGAGGUGCUGCAGUUUGGCCGGGAUGCAUAUGUGGCAGAGACAUGGCUGGCAGGCCAGGAGCCCCUGGUUCGAGGGGCCGAGCUGGGCUCUAACGUGGAUGAGGUGGAGAGCCUGAUCAAACGCCACGAGGCCUUUGAGAAGCUAGCCGCCGGCUGGGAGGAGCGCUUCACCCUGCUGGAGAAACUCACUACGCUAGAGGAGCAGGAGAUCCAGAGGCAGAGAGAGGAGGAGGAGCGGGCGAGGCGACCUCCCACACCACCACCUACAGAAGAGGUGGCCCCGUCUGAGGCUGAAACACAUGAUGCCAGGACCAGCCUGGACCAGACCACACUGAACCAGUCAGUAUCAGUGAAUGGAAUCCACAGCGACCAGGACACCUCACAGUCUUUAUCAGUAUCAUCAGUGUCAGUGGGAAAGAAAGAGAAAUGUGAACCUGUCUCUAAACCUGUGUCUAAGCCAAAGCAUCCGCCGCGUGGUUCUGACUCUGACUCUGUGAAUGGUCCGGGGAGAGACAGCGGGCUGGCGUCUUCACGCCUCGACCCGUCUGCCACGCUACCCAGCAAGAGAGCUGACCCUGGCACAGAUGCCAUGGAGGGCAUGCUCUACCGCAAGCAGGAGAUGGAGUCCCACGCCAAGAAGGCAGCUAGCAGCUUCUCUCUCUCUUCCCAUAGGUCCUGGCAGAAUGUGUACUGUGUUCUGCGUAAGGGCAGCCUUGGCUUCUACAAGGACCAGAAGAGCGCCUCCAGCGGGAUCCCCUACCACGGAGAAGUCCCUAUCAGCCUGGGAGAGGCUGUGUGUGAGGUGGCACACGACUACAAGAAGAGGAAACACGUCUUCAAGUUACGGCUAGGGGACGGUAAGGAGUUCCUGUUCCAAGCUAAAGAUGAGACGGAGAUGGCCUCGUGGAUCCACUCCAUUCAUAGCUCCAUCCCAGCAGGGGGGUCAGGAGACCACUCCCCCAGAGGCCCCAGGGCCCUGAACCGAGCCAUGACUAUGCCCCCCAUCUCCCCCAGCUCAGCAGACGCUGCCGGAGUCACCAUGCGCAACAAGGAGGGCAAGGAGAGGGACCGUGAGAAGAGGUUCAGCUUCUUUGGAAAGAAGAAAUAAAACAUUUGUAAAACAACAACAUCAAGGAAAAUUAUAUUCCUCAAAAUUCCAACAAACUGAAACGGGCAGAAAUGAAAGCACUCUUGUCGCAUAAACACAUCGCUGUCGGCCGGGGUCCUGAGGGGUUUGUCUAAUUUCUGGCUCACACAGAGCUUGCUCUUUCUCGCUCUCUCCUUUCUGUUUUCAUUUGUCAUCUCUUUCUCUUUUAUAUCUCUCUUUCCUUCUCCAUCUCUCACAUUUGGCUUCAUCCUACCAAUGUAAGCCCUUGUCCAUAGCUUUAGUUGCAUUUUCAGCCGAUACGCAGGGUUUGUUGAUCAGAGUCACUAAUAAGAACUCUCUUUGGCCUCAUCAUCGGGGGAAACCAAGGGGUUUGUUGGGAGAGGAGAGGGCAGGGGGUAGUUAGCAUUAGAACCGAGAGGCUAAGAGGACCCUCAAAGUAAAUUCUCUUUCAUUCACCCACACUGGAUCAUUUGUUGGUUUAAAUUAGUCCUGGCUCAACCAAUCUUUAGACAAGCAAAAUACUUUAAUGCUGUUUUACCAAUAACAGAGAAACUGUUGUAAAGAGUGCUGUCCCCAGGUCCCCUCUUCCAGUCUCCUUUUCUCUAUCGUGCUCCUUGGGAAGCCCCAUAUCUUUUAUUUUUUUGGUAUUGGUGUUAUUAUUAUUUAUCUUUUUGCUGUUGCAGGUUUUGAGGGGGAAAAUUAAAAUAAAUAAUUGAAAGAGUAUGUCAGUAGAUUUCUUGAGUCAUGUUGCAGAGCAAAACAAGAGUUUGAUCUACGGGACCAUGUUGGUCUUGUUUCUUUUGUUGAGGAAAGACCGUUAUUGAGGUGUUUAAAAAAAUGAAGCUCGGUAACUUUUAGCAGUGUGCAGUAAGUGAUUUUCACCAGUGGGAAAUUAUAUAUAUUUAAAGUGGUUUUAUUUUAACUUGGAUCUUGCCUGUAUUUGAUUUUGUUCUUCUGAGGGAUUAUUUCUGAUUUUGAAUUGUGUUGUUUCUAUUCAAACCAGAGAGUUUGUUUUCUAGUAAGGGUGAGAGUGGGAGUUAUGGUGAUAUGGGUUUUGCAUGUGUUUUUUUUUUUUGUUAUUCUAAAUCCGAAGCGUCCAGUUGGAUGCUGCUUUUCUGACUUAACAUACACACACACCAUAUAUACACACACACACCAUAUAUACACACACACACGCUCAAAGAAGUUGUUGGGAUGGCUUUCUUUAAGGAUUCUUGUUUGUUUUUUUGGUUUGAAUAUGUAGAUGACAAUGCUAAUUAAUGAAACAUUCCUCCUAGAUGAUUUUCAGACUUCACAUACUUCCUCCUGAUCCCUCUGUUGUUUUGUAAUGGGAUGGCUGGGGCAGGUUAACACUGUUGGUUACCACUGCCAUUGCCAAACACUAGUGAGGAUUGUAAGCAGAAGCACAUCAAUGUGGCAUAGGGUUGCGGAGGUUGUCUAGUAGGAAGAGGAGGGUUCAUUUCAGAUGGGGUAGGGUUGGACGCUGAGGGCUGAGAUUCCUUCUAUUUGAAUAGUGCUUAAUCACAAAGGAGGCUUUAUCGAUCACAAAACAAAUCUCAGAAGAAUGUUUAAUAUGUGCCCCUUGGCAUUGACUCCGUGUAUGUAUAUGGAUUCUGUACCCAGGUUCCAUUGAGCGUAUAUGGACAGGCUCACCCGAAUCAGCGGUUGAAGCAAGUGAAAUGCUAGCAUAGCUGUGUUGGAUUGGAAGAGGCGUAACCAUGGAGCGCUUUCCUCACUUGAUGGUGACCGAGAGAAUAGUCUUAAAUUGUUUUUCUGGAGGGCUUUGAGCUCCUCCAUAUGUGGCAUGACUUCAUUAUAGGAUUGUACUUGUAUGUGUCUCGUUGUUGUUGCCAAUUCUCUUCUACUUUGAUGUUAUUGGUACAUGAGAUUCACCCGUAAGCGAUGUACAGCAUGGCAUGAUACCAUGAAGCCCAUGCUGUGGAAGGUGGUGUAUUACACCAGAAUGCCCAGGUGUAUCAUUAGUACCCCUCCAGCAGUUUGGAAAGAAUUCACAUUGGGCAAAAAGAAAAUGAUUAAAUUCUAUCAAAUAAUAGUAAAGUAAAGAGGACAUUGAUAGCGACGUCGGGUCCUGGCACAGUGAGUGAUUUAUUUUAGUGUCUGAGAUGAGUGGAAGGUUUCUGUACAAGAAACUGCUCAAAGCACAGAAAAAUCCACAUUUCUUGUAGCCAAUGGUAUCUGUUACUCGGUGGUAGGCUUAUCUGGGGCAAGGGUGUGGCAUAUCAAAGCCCAGUUAGGUUAUUGUUUGACUGAGAUGGCUCACCCUAAACCAGAGAGGGAAAGAACCACAGUGAAUACAUGUCAGAAAUGUGCAGCUUUUCAACAGGCAAGACUAUUGGACUAUUGCCAUUUCAGUUCAUAUGAUUUGGGGUAAAUAAGCAGCAGUAGAGCCAUACAAGAGGCUGUAGACUACUUGGUCUGCCUUGGUUUGUAUCCCAGCUGUGAGCCUAAGAUCUUGAUCUCAGCCUAAUGUACUGAGCUGACCCUCGGCUCCCUAGUCACAGUUCGAACCCCACUGACCUGUUAAAUGAGACAACAAAGUCUGCGAUGCUCAAGAGUAGAGCUGAGUGAGCCUCGCUCUGUGGUAUUCACUGUGAAAAACGACUAUCGGGCAGUUGGUGCCAGAUCGGCCAUAGCACUUCUAAAAGUAGCUUGUGUUGCCCCCUACUGGCUGAACUGCUCCCACAGUGACCCAGUUCAAGUCCCAGGCAGGUUAUACACAGACAUGAGCAAGUUCCUCAGGCCCAUUCUACUAUGAAUUCUUAUUAAUGUUAAUGGCUUUUAAGAUGGGUUGGACAAAUUGGUCAUGUGAUGGACAUACUUGGAGACACACUACCUCUCUCUUGCUUUCUCCUCUCUCUCUUACACUCUCUCACACUCUCACACAUAUCCACACACAGAUAUACCAAGGUGGAAUGACCCUGGCCUUCCAGUCAAGCAGAAAGAUGUGGAGCUGAUUGUGAUUUGGUGCCAGAUUUGGGUUGAUGUUGUGCAGUCUGUGUGCUACUGGUGAGUGUUGAGCGUAAAAGGAUAGACUGUAUUAUUGAUGGUUAAAGAGAGCCUAAGAGGGUUUUGAGCAUUUUGGUUUAAAAAGUUAGUGGAACACCUAAAAAGGUUUCUUGGUCUCUUAUUUGAAGAGAAAAAGAAACACCGUAUAUAUUAACCAGAGGACUGAUGGCAAAUUUGAGCUUCCAUUUUCUAGAGUUAGACAGGAGAUGUGCGGUCUCACGGGGUUCUUGUAUUUUCUCAUCCAGUGGUCUGAUCUGUUUUGCAGCAUUUGAUAAACCUUUCCACCCACUGCCAUUUCCCUUUUUUUUAUAAUGUCAUUUCCUUCUUCUGUGACUUAACUAAUUGCGAGUUGUGAAUACCACUACUAUGAUUAAUUAUUAUUAUUGCUACUGUUACUACUACUCUUACUACUGCAACAUAUUUGUUACUACAACUAUAACUGCUGUCCAUUUUCAGGUACGUGUCUGUAAUACCAGACCCUUCCACAAGAUGUCAGUGUGCUGUGGAGCAUUUUCAUUACAGAUCGAAAAUAAUGUUUGUUGACUUGUGUAUCUACAUCUAAUAUUAGGAACAAUAAAACAUGGUUUAAAGGAAAACAAGAA
Molecule: messenger RNA, 11388 nt
Organism: Oncorhynchus mykiss (rainbow trout)
Lineage: Eukaryota; Metazoa; Chordata; Actinopteri; Salmoniformes; Salmonidae
Product: spectrin beta chain, non-erythrocytic 1
Cellular component (GO): spectrin
Molecular function (GO): actin binding; phospholipid binding; structural constituent of cytoskeleton
Source: RefSeq, a predicted model, not a curated record